AUGUCCCUGCAAGGUGCAAUGUCAAAGGCGCAAAGGGAUCUGUCAUGCAGAUCGAACGAACUGGGCACAACCAGCUCUUCAUCCACGUCUGCUGCUUCAAGCUCAAGCGUAUCUCCUCGGCCUACUGAGGAUGUAGAAGCUCCUUUCCGGCCGGAGUACAUUGGCUACUUGUCAGCCGGAGCUUUUGGCCUAGGUGUAGGUGUCGCACUCGUCUUGACUCUGAGAAGGGGUCGUCGACUUGAGGCGCAAGAAGCUGCGAAUGCUCUUGCUGCUGGCACGACCUCUUCUCUCGACCACUCUGCCGGUCGCACCGUCCACAGCACAGCGUCUGCUGCUUUGCGCAACGAUGUCAAAGGCAAAGCUAAGCAAGUCGACGUGCUCGAUGCUCGCAAUUCGACCAACAUGCCGAACAGAUCAAGCUCCAACGAUUUGCCUGAAGGAAAGGGCGUGCUGGCCCUCUUUAGCGCUUUUAACAAGGCAGCCUUUAUCCCUUCGGCUCGUAAAAAUCUGAUCGGCACAUCACCGGCCAAAGAUGCGAGCGUUCCAAGCUCAGUGUUCGAUACGCCAGCAGGUGCUCCGCCGCCUGGCGCGUUGACACGUCGCAAAGCCCCACCGAACAGAUCACCAGCAGGGCCCAGGGUCGCAUCGAGAUCCGUCGUACUGGAUGCGGAGCCUGUCCCACCCAAGGCUCAGCAGCAGCAAGCUCGAGAUGAUGGCGCUUCCCCCGUACUCUUGGCCAUCAAGGCUUUCGCUUCUGCCACGGCUCUGGUCGGUGCGGCUGCUUGGUUGACCGUAGAGAUAGGUCGACGUGCUCUAGGCGUCAAGAAUAUGGACGACCUCGUUGUGGUCUUGUCUAGGAUAUUUCCAAAAGGCAACGCUGCCGUUUUGGCUGGGGUAGGCGAAACAGCGAGAGAGUCUCUUUCCGGCUCUGGUCCGGCAGAAAUUUACAAAGCCGGCGACAUUUCUGUCGAAGACCUUCCUCAGGAGUUCCUCGGCGAGCAUGCAGUGCUGGAGCCAUUACCUGUUUCAGAAGCUCUCAGACGUCUAGACGCAGCCGCGAAGGAGGGCAAAGGCGAGGAGUUCUGGAGUCUGCUCUCGCAUCAACUCGGAGCUGAGAGAGUCCGCGAAGUGCAAGAACGCAGAGAAAGGCGAGCUCGGGCGGGAUAG
Messenger RNA from Ceraceosorus guamensis, 1167 nucleotides. RefSeq lists its product as hypothetical. Lineage: Eukaryota; Fungi; Basidiomycota; Exobasidiomycetes; Ceraceosorales; Ceraceosoraceae. Bases 1 to 1167 code for a protein of 388 amino acids. The transcript is spliced from 2 exons. The record is from RefSeq and is a predicted model, not a curated record.